UUCUUUUUCCUUCUCCACCAUGUCAUUGAAGCUGUGUCUUGGUCUUCCAUGAUUUCUCUGCUCCCCAAAACCCUAACCCUCAUUCGUUUCCUUCACAGACCAACGCGAACACACCCUACUAAACUAACCGCCAUUCGAACCAUGAGCUCCACCUCCACGCAGCGCAUCUUCCAGCUCAAGCUCGACCCACUAACAGGUAAAUCCGAAUGGGUCAUCAUCGAAGACAAUGACGACAACGACCAAACCUUUGCACAUAGUUUCCCUCAACCCCUUCUCGCCACGACGUCGUAUUUGGACAUGCUCAACGACUCCGCUAGAAACACAGCAUUUCGUCAAGCCAUUGAAAAAACCAUCACCAAACCAUGCCACGUUCUUGAUAUCGGUGCUGGAACUGGAUUGCUUUCUAUGAUGGCUGCGAGAGCCAUGGGUGACGAAGGGAAGGUCACGGCGUGUGAGUCUUACCUUCCGAUGGUGAAGUUGAUGAAGAAGGUGUUGCGUCUUAACGCCAUGGAAGGAAGGGUCAAAGUCAUCAACAAGCGUUCUGAUGAACUCGAAGUUGGUAUUGAUAUCUCUUCACGUGCCCAUGUUCUGGUAAGCGAGAUAUUAGAUUCAGAACUACUGGGUGAGGGGCUUAUACCGACCCUACAACAUGCACAUGACAAUUUGUUGGUGGAAAACCCUCUGACUGUCCCAUAUCGAGCAAUCACAUAUGGGCAGCUCGUUGAAAGCACAUAUCUGUGGCAGCUGCAUGAUUUGCAUGACAAUGAGGCUAAUGCAUCUGAUGGAAUUCGUCUUACCCCUGUGGGACUUGAUAGUGUUUUAAGUGUCAAACGUCAGCAGUAUGCUAUGCAUUGCGAUCCUAUUAGAGAAGAAUUAAAACUGCUUUCAGAACCCUUCAAAAUUUUUGAAUUUGAUUUUUGGAAACGGCCAGAGAGUUAUGGAGAAACUGAGCUGCUCGUAAGGGCAACUAAUAAUGGUAGAGUUCAUGCCGUGGUUUCUUGGUGGGUACUUCAACUUGAUCGUGAAGGGACCAUCUAUUAUUCCACUGCUCCCAGGUGGAUAAGCUCACCAACAAUUACAAGUUGUGUUGAUUGGUGUGACCACUGGAAACAGUGUGUUUGGUUUGUUCCAGGCAGUGGUAUUUCCAUAAUCAAAGGGGAUGAAAUUCAUUUGCAUGCUACUCAUACUGAAACUAGUAUCUCAUAUAAUUUAGAUACUCGAGGGCCGACAACUGAGAUUUUGCAGCAUAGGUUGACAGCUGAAGUUUUGCAGCUUGAGCUGACACCAGAAAGGGCUUCAAUCUAUGGAGACAAAGAAUGGAGGCUUUCAAUGUCAAAGGCAGUUCAAAGUGUGUUGCAGGGAAGAGGUCACACACUAUGUUUGGUUGCAGAUGAUAGUGUGUUUUUACCUCUUCUUGUGGCACGGCUUUCAGAGGCACCACAUGUAAUGUCAUUACUUCCAGGGCUGAAAGAAAGUGGCCUCCAAUAUUUGCACACUGCCACCAAUGCAAAUGGUUUAUCACCUAAUUGCAUAGAAGUUUUAGAAAAAAGGGUGAAACAGUUAUCCAUGCAUGAUACACAUCAGAAAAAGGUUGAUCUGUUAAUUGCAGAACCUUUCUAUGUAGGACAUGAAGGUGUGCUUCCGUGGCAGAACCUGCGGUUUUGGAAGGAUCGCACAACACUUGAUUGUAUCCUCUCUGAAGAUGCUCUGAUAAUUCCUAGUAAAGGAAUAUUGAGAGCUUGUGCUGUCUCUCUUCCUGAUCUUUGGAAAAGUCGUUGUUGCUUGAGUGAGAUUGAAGGUUUUGACCAUUCGGUGGUAAAUGCUACAUUGGGGGCUUGCGGUCAUCUAUCUGAAUUAGAAGAGGGUCCUUGUCUCCCUUUUUUUGUUUGGCAGUGUGGAGAAUUUGAUGUGCUUAGUGAGACAUUUGAUGUGAUGGAGUUUGAUUUCUCAAAACAAAUAUGCCAAUGUCAAGGAAAAUCCCAGGUUAAAUUCACCAAGACUGGGUUAUGUCACGGGUUUGUGCUAUGGGUUGACUGGGUGAUGGAUUUGCAAAAUUCUGUUGUGAUAUCGACUGGUCCAGAUAAGAGAUAUUGGAAGCAGGGAGUAAAGCUUCUUGGAACUCCUAGAACAGUAGGACCUCAAAGAUCAAGAAAUGUCCAAGAAUGUUGUUCUGCAUUUCUCGAAGAAAUGGGGUUACAUAUGGUGGCUCUGGCUAAACUCCACUUUCAACUUACGAGCCACGGUUUAAGACCCGCGGCGGUUGGAAUCGCUUCUCCAAUCGUGCUUAAGUUGUUGUUUGGUUUCAGGGUUUUCAGAGAUGAUGCUCUUUACCAAUCAAGAUUGUUCCUUUUCCAAUUGGGUCACAUAGCUUUCAAUAGGGAAACCCAAGUUUCCUAUUUAGAAAGAAUGCAAAGAGCUCUUCGAUUAAUCUGGAGAAUAUUCAACCCCGUCACUCAAUCAUCCUCGGAGGACUCGCAAAUUGGACACCACCACACCUUCCAUGAACUUUCAAUGCUUGCACUUUAAGUUAUUCAUCAUCACACUUUGCUUUCCAGUUAGUGCUUUCUCUUUAUUCCCUUCCUUGAUCCUUCACCUUCUUCUAUCUUAUUACCAUGUAGUACUACUACUAUUUCAAUGUCUGAAAUCCAUGUUUUCUCGGCUUGAUUCUGUGAAUUAUGAUAUUUUUCAUGAAAUUUU
Messenger RNA from Abrus precatorius (Indian licorice), 2697 nucleotides. Its product is annotated as protein arginine N-methyltransferase 1.6. The transcript is spliced from 15 exons. Bases 49 to 2526 code for a protein of 825 amino acids. The record is from RefSeq and is a predicted model, not a curated record. Gene Ontology annotation, molecular function: protein-arginine omega-N monomethyltransferase activity. Gene Ontology annotation, biological process: peptidyl-arginine methylation. NCBI's taxonomy places the organism in Eukaryota, Viridiplantae, Streptophyta, Magnoliopsida, Fabales, Fabaceae.